This is a messenger RNA of Cannabis sativa, 1517 nucleotides long. RefSeq lists its product as uncharacterized. Bases 455 to 1162 code for a protein of 235 amino acids. The record is from RefSeq and is a predicted model, not a curated record. Lineage: Eukaryota; Viridiplantae; Streptophyta; Magnoliopsida; Rosales; Cannabaceae. The transcript has 3 exons.
UAUCCGCGUAAGAAACACGCGCGUGCAGACUAACUUCGCUGGCAAUUUUCGUUUUGUCUUUUCCUUUCGCGAUUUGCCGCGCUCUUUCUCUACUCCGACACGUCACCGAGAUCAUCGACGUGGCAAAUUUCCUUUGCCUCAUCAGCAACACAUAUUUAAUUCUCACCGUCUGAUUGCCUCGAUUCCUAUAGCAUCCUAAUCUAACGGUUGAGAAUCCCGAAAGUGAUGCUACCGCUAGGGACCCACCAAGUACUGGGUCCAGAUUCUUCUUUUCUCCCCUUUGUCCCCACGACGAACCUAACCAACUGUACCGUACCAAUCCCUGGGUCAAGCCCCACCUCAAAAUAGUCAAUAUAUAUAUAAACGUAUACACGUAUACACACACACACAACAUAUUGUAUACACUCUUUCUCUCUCAUCUUUCUCACUCCGAAACAUUGUUACUCUCAGAGAAAUGGAGGUCAUCGAGGUAAGCGACGGGGCCCAAGAUUCUGCGGUGGCGACUGAGAAGAGGAAACGAGUCGAAGCAGACAUGGAUUAUGUCAUAGACGACGACAUUCUUGCAUGGCUUUCUGGAGAGGAUGAUUACUCGAGUGAGACGAUGAGUGAUCAGCUGAUGGAGCUUCUGGACGCGACGGUGACGGAGGAGAGCUCUCCCUCAAAGGUCAGGUUCAUCGAGAAUCCGUACGAGCCGCCGGGGACUUUUCAAACGACGCCGUCAUCUUACGUAACCAUAAAUGGGAACGAGGAAAGCUGCGGGUCUUCGUUCUCCGACCGGGACUCGUCGGUCAUGGUGAGCGUUUACACAAGCGGAGGUUUCAUUGGUUCGCAAAUGACGGGGUUCGGUAGCUUGGAAGAAGUGGUUGGGUUGGAUCUGGAAUCGAGCAUGAAGCGGUGGUUGGAAGAUGGAUUGGAGGCGGAGAUGGAGGGUGCGUGGGGUUCCAGUGAUGAAGGGUUGAUGAUCGACUGUGAUGGUGAUGGCGAUGGCGAUGGUGAUUCACUGGCGAAGUUUUGGACUGAGAUCUUUUCAGAGAAAGAGAUAAAUAGAUUUUGUGUGGAGUUAGUGGUGGAAUCUUCUGAGGACCCAUUUUACCACGUGUUACAUACAAAAAUGAAAAAUCAUGUAGUUAUGGGGGUGGUGAGGAAGAAACCAAUACGUUGAGAGAUGGGGCCAGCCCCAGUGACGACUGACUUGUGCCGAGCGAGUCUCGACUCCCGAGUCUGUUAUGAUUUAUAUGCUAUCUUUUUCGUAUAUUUACAAAUAUCAUCUCUAACAUCGUCAAUAAUAAUAAUAAUAAUAAUAAUAAUAAUAAUUUAAGUGUUAUGUUUAUAAGUGAACUUUUCGUAUACAUAUAAUAUUGGGUUUUUACACUAUCUGUAUUGAUUUAUUUUUAUACGUUUCAACAUUUUGAAGAUUUUUUAUUUAAUUUUUUUUUUUAUAAUGGUCUACUUUAAUUAUUUAAGAUAUUUUGUAAAAUUUUUAAAAAUUUAAAAUAAUUUAUGAGGAAUGUUAAUUA